GUGUACCCCGAGGUUAUGAGUGAGUAUAUUCAAAGUCGAAUCGAUAGAGAAGUACAACUAGCAGUGGCUCGAGCAUUAAAAAUACAGGAGUUGGAGGAAAAGAUGAUGAUGUUGGGCAGCAGCACGAUGCGUGUAGCAGCAGCAGAAGUGGAGGAAAGCAGGGCACGUGUGGUGGUGGAGGAGGAGAGGCAGGAGGAAGAGGAGGUUAUGGAAGUUGGUGUGAUGGAGAUUAGGAGGGAACUGGAAACUAGUGAGAAAAGGGCGGCCAGCCGUGAAACUCCCCUGUACUUGCAUUCGUUCUUCCUAGGAGUUCUACUCUACUAUGUGGGACAGUACGUCCACAGUGAGGACGACGAUCCAGAGAAUCGCAGU
This is a messenger RNA of Perkinsus marinus ATCC 50983, 372 nucleotides long. RefSeq lists its product as hypothetical. The annotation marks the transcript as partial. Lineage: Eukaryota; Perkinsozoa; Perkinsida; Perkinsidae. The transcript has 3 exons. The record is from RefSeq and is a predicted model, not a curated record.